AUGGGACAUCUUCAUGCUUGGCAUCACAAUUGUCAUCGUUUUUUUAUCGCUUACCUUCUCAUUGGAACUGCGUACGUCGCUUUGUGUUGCUGUACGGCUGAAAUCACCGGCGCCUUACCGUUCGCAGGUGGAGCUUAUGGGCUCGCGCGUUGUACGCUCGGAUUCUAUCCUGCCUUCAUGAUUGGCUGUUGCGAAGCUCUCGAGUAUAUCGCGUACGUCUCAACUUCAACAAUCGCGUUUGUUGACCUCGUCGUGGACGCGGUGCCAGAGGCGAAGCCAAUCCGUCCUUUAUUGUGGGGUCUCUUUUACUUGAGUGCGUUGAUAUUCCACAUCAAAGGUGGUCGAGCGUUCUGGGUCUUCAAUCUCGUGUUAGGUGUUGUAUCGUUAUUGAUCGUGCUUCUUUACUGUAUCGGCUCACUCCCGUUCGUCAACUUUGCAAGAUACGCUGCAGAUUCCAAUUUAGAGUUUGUGGGCGGGUUCCAAGGUUUCAUGAAGGCACUUCCUCUUGCUGCCUGGUUCUUUGUUGGUGUCGAAGCUUUACCGAUGGCCAGCGGCCAGGUCGAACAGGCCAAACAUGUCGUCCCCACAGCUCAAGUCGGAUGCGUCUUGACACUUUUCGGAACUGGGAUCUUUGUCUACUUUAUCACUGUGUCAUUGCCACCUGGAAUAGCGUCUCUACCUACCGAAUUGGUUCCCUUCGACAAUGGAUUCACACUGCUUUUGGAUUUUCCUCGCGACUGUGCUAUCUCUACCAGCAACUUACGCCACCGCGUUUGGAUUCAUGUGUUACUGCCUUCAUUUCUAAACAAAACCACGAUACAGCAUGAAACGCCUUACGCUGCUCUCAUUGCUGGCACGACUGUCAGCUAUGCUCUUUGCCUCGUGGUGUACUGGGCGCCAUCGAUCGGACAGUAUCUCUUCAACAUUUGCAUGCUUGCCGGCUUCAUGUCGUACACGGGUCAGUGUAUCGGCUACAUCUCCCUGAAGCACAACUACCGAAAUAUCAGAGUUUCGCAUAUCGUCGGAAUCGUGGUAUUUCAAGGAAAUGGCAGUGUGGAGACUUUUGUCUUCAUAACUGUCGUUGCUCUGUUGACACUCUUCUACUUUGUAUACGCACGGAAGCGACAGACGUUCUCUCCCCAAGAAAACCGCGUCAUGUUGGUAGCUCACGUGACUAAAUUCAACAUUAAGAAGUCAUCAUACUGA
Messenger RNA from Phytophthora infestans T30-4, 1206 nucleotides. RefSeq names its product Amino Acid-Polyamine-Organocation (APC) Family. Gene Ontology annotation, molecular function: transmembrane transporter activity. Lineage: Eukaryota; Oomycota; Peronosporomycetes; Peronosporales; Peronosporaceae. The transcript has 5 exons. Gene Ontology annotation, cellular component: membrane. Gene Ontology annotation, biological process: transmembrane transport. The record is from RefSeq and is a predicted model, not a curated record. Bases 1 to 1206 code for a protein of 401 amino acids.